CAGAACUUUUUGAAGUUUAUAGGUUACCUAAUAAGUGUAUUGUGAACUUCGCCGGCAGAACUUGAAAAUCCUUCCUCAAAAUGUUAAAAUUAUUUACCCCCUUAAUGCGACCCUCAGUUUCACUUUAUUCAAAUUCGAGGGCAACGUAUUCACUAAUUCAAUUGUUUCGUUUGUAUUCAACAAAGACAUCAAAAUCCUCCAAUAGUGGAUCACUAACAAGAUCAUCUCCAAGAGCAGAACUAGACACAAAUGUAAAACCUUUAGGAGAAAAAGUCAAGGAAACAACGAAAACAGCUUCCUAUUUGGGCAUUAUCUUACUUGGAGUUGGUGUAACUGGCACCUUAUUCUAUGCAAUAUUCAAUGAAUUAUUCUCAAGCAUGAGCCCCAACAAUGUGUUCUCAGCAGCUGUAAAAAGAUGUUUAAGUGAAACCAGAUUGGAGGAUAAGUUAGGAGCACCUAUCAGUGCCUAUGGUGAAGAAACAAGAAGAGGCAGGAGACAACAUCCAGCUUAUAUGGGUUUUCUAGAUAAUCAGGGUAAAAAACAUUUGAGAAUGAAGUUUUAUCUGCAAGGUGCUUUUCACAAGGGAACAUGUUCUUUAGAAAUGGUUGAAAAUGAUUCCGGUUACUAUGAAUAUAAAUACUUAAUUGUGGAUGUAAAUGAUUUAGCACAAACUCGCCUUGUGCUGGAAGACAGCAGCCAGAAACACAUCACAACACCAACAUCUGAAUUCCUAUUAUAAAAAUAGUGCAAGAGUACACAACUUUAUAUAUAAUAUACAUAUAUGUUUAUAUGUUUAGUGCCUAAUCAUUUUAAUACAUAAUAUAAUUAUUAGUAAUUUUUCUUCCUGUCUGCUAUUCGUUGCAUUAAUGUACUUGGCAAAGACUUGUAGGCCAAGACCAGAUCGUUCUCAAAAAUGUAGUUUUGUAUUUUGUUAAUCAACCAAGCAAACGCAAUAUAAAUAGCUAGGUAUUGUAUCCAAGCCCAUUUUAAGACCUGCCAAAACCCGGGGCGAUAGUAAACAGCUUGUUCUGGAUAAUCCACAAGAAGGUGUAACUUAAAGUUUUCCGAUGUUAAGUCGUAGGAUGUGUAGAUUUCUGAUAAAUGAGUUGUAACUAGAAAUGAGUUUUUAAAAUUUGAAAAUUGUUUGAAAGAAGUAGUAAGAAUAUCACUUACAAUUUCGUUGUAAAUAGUUGUUGAUUAUUUUGUUAACGUUAAAGUUAUCCAAGUUAUCAUUAUAAGAAUGUGUUUCUUGAAUCAUGAUAAUAUUAUUAAGAAGUUUAUCAGUCACUUUUGGGUAGCAAUGCAGUGGAGCUUUUUGUUUUAACAUUAAAUUUGCUGUUAUCGUUAGAUGAUUAGCUCUUGGAAGGAUUGUUUGUUGUAAAAUGAUUGCUGAUUGCAUUUUUAAUGGACAUGUUGUCUGCAAAUGCAGAAAGAAGAAUGUUAAUAAUGAUUGUACAUACCAUAAUAAAACAUUUAAUAUCAAA
Dalotia coriaria is the source of this 1485-nucleotide messenger RNA. RefSeq names its product mitochondrial import inner membrane translocase subunit Tim21. Lineage: Eukaryota; Metazoa; Arthropoda; Insecta; Coleoptera; Staphylinidae. Gene Ontology annotation, cellular component: TIM23 mitochondrial import inner membrane translocase complex. Bases 81 to 740 code for a protein of 219 amino acids. Gene Ontology annotation, biological process: protein import into mitochondrial matrix. The record is from RefSeq and is a predicted model, not a curated record. The transcript has 2 exons.